This is a messenger RNA of Amoebophrya sp. A120, 11724 nucleotides long. The record is from the annotation of a GenBank genome assembly. Lineage: Eukaryota; Dinophyceae; Syndiniales; Amoebophryaceae.
CCGAUGGGCUAGUGGCACACAACAUCAUGACAACGCCUUCUUGGCAGCUCCUUUUUGUAGCCCUGGUCUUGCAACUAUUACUGCUCUCUCCCCUCGUCCCCGCCCUCGUUUCCGCAGCACCAGAAGCACUGAUCUCCUCCGAACAGCGUUUGGAAGACCUGGUCGGCGACGCGCCCGAUGCGUUUCGCGAAGAAAAGAAAAACCUGGUCACGGGGGACAACCAAAACAUCGACAUUCACAAAACCUUCGGAAAAAACGUCGAGAAUUUGUACCGAAUGCCCCUGGGCGGCAUGACGAACCUCCACCACCCGACCUCCUGUUCCCGGAAACGGAAUUGCGAGCCUAGAUGGUUUAUCAAUCGCAAAAGUAUCCUCGUACUCGUAUAAAUGCAUCACAAAUUUCAUCUGCAUGAGAACUGGAAUUUGUCAUGCUGUUUCACCUUAAGGACAAGAUUUGUCAUGCAUAAUUGCGAUAUAGUACGAGGAGUGCGAUACUUUUGCACAGGAUAUGGUUGGAAGUCCGGCAGAUGGUGAACAUCUUCCUGGAGCAGCCGUUCAACUCCGACACGCCUGAAAACCGCCAAGCCAUGGAAAAAACGAUCAACGGGAUGAUCGGUAGACGCUGGGACUUAUCCAACUGCGACUGCACCUGUGGCGUCUGUCACACGUUUCUGCAAGAGUGCCCUCUAGGGCAUUUGGUGACAAAAUGGAUGAGCUUUUUCGGCACAACUGCAGCGUUUCGGGCACUGAUUGUGUAUGGGAACGUGCUACACAAAACCGAUUUGAAUGAAAAAAACGGGUUUGUGAAGAGAAUAGGUUCAACAUCAUCGGGUGCCAAUAGCGAUUCGGAAGCCGACUCCGAGCAAGACGCGGCGUCAUCCGACCAGGAAAUAAAUUCUUCAUCCGAUGUCGAUACAUCCAACGAAGACAGGUUAAAGGAGUUCGAUAUCGUGGAGGAUUACGGGAGCAAUAUCCUCUUCAUGAUCCGGGGCAAUUGGGGGAGCUACAAUUUGAUGCAGUCCGGGUGGCCCUUGUACGACAUUCUCCUCCGGUUAUCUCACCAGUAUGCAUCGCAAAAAUGUCUGGGUCUGGAAGGAUGGAACUUGUGAUGCUGUGUUUGGAUUCUAAAAAGAUUUGUAUUGGAUGACCAGCAAGAGGGGUCUAGGUUGUGCUAUGUGGGGAGGGCAUUUGUCAUGUGGACUAGGCAUCAGGAAGCCUUCUUAGAAUCUGUGAUGCUAGCUCAUGCAUUACAGGCAUCGUGGGUCAUGCAAAACAUGCAUGACAAACCUUGCACUCUCUCAGGAGACCCAGACACAUUUACAGUUGAUAACCAGCUGAAACAGGAUAAUUACCCAGUGGAGGACUUCAUCCGGCAAUCGCAGGCGGAGAAAAUCGAUUUUGAAACGUGGAACGCGGUAAACAACGCGGACACGACUCAGAGGCUGAUCAUCGCGGAGCUUGCCCACCGGAACGCGCCGGUGUUGAGAAGGUACGAGAAGCCCACCUGGUUCUGCUGCUUCCCGACCAGCUACGAAAGGGUGCGGCAGGAGAUACACGUAUCCUGUGCACAAGUAUCGUACUCGUAUUACAUUCAUGCAUAUACAAAUCUCUGAUUUAAGGCAAAUCCCCAUUACAAAUUUUAUUUCUAAUGCUGAGGAAAUUUGUAAUGCAUUUGUACGAGUACGAUACAACUUUUGCAAUGCAUGCCACGUUUUGAAGUACAACUUGCGGCUGAUACAGUUUGAGAAAAUCUCGCUGGGCUGGUUUUCUUUUUUAUCCGACGCGUGGGUCAGUCUGGGGUUCGGAGAAUUGUCUGUUGGAAGUAGUAGAACUACUGCAACUAGAAGUGGCGCAGCUACGGUCGUGACAUCUACUGCUGGGAGAACUACUUCUUCCAAAAGAGCAUCCAAACUGCCCUCCUCCGCCACCGACUUAUUAAAACAAGAAGCUAUCAAGCAAUACAAAUCCUUCGAGAACUACGUGCUUCACGCCCGCUCGGAGCUUUCCAGGGAAUUUUUCCUCGACAGCAGCAACUACACGCAAAUCUAUGCAAUGCAAAAGCAUCGUACUAGUACAAAUUGCAUAUACAAAUUUGCCCAGCAUGACAAAUGCAAUUUGUAAUGCUGUUUUACCUUAGGAAGAAGAUUUGUCAUGCAUAUAUGCAAUUAGUACGAGUACGAUACUUUUGCACAGGAUAAAAUCUCCCCGAUCCCGACAUUCUUCGAGCACCACAAGGCGUUGCUGCAGUCGCACCCGUUUGCGAAACGGGUUUUGGACUUGGACCAGUUCACGAUUUUGCGGGAGGAUCCCGUGGAAUUGGACGUGAGUGUCGUGGAGGACGAGGAUGUGACGAGCAAAGGAAGUGGUACAUCUAGCGAUUCGGAUUCAGAACCACCUGCAAUACAACAAUCUGCGGACCACGACCGCGAAAGAAAGACAAUACUCGAGAAGAAUCGUUUCGGCACCUCGGCAGCGCACUUUCACGACAGUCGGGGCGUGGAAUUUCAAGUGUCGCACUUUUCGGAUAUCGGAGGGAAGCUGUGAGCCGGGCGGAUGAUAGGAUGUGCUGCACAGCCUCCGAAAGCCCGAAGACCGAGCGAACGCUCCCUUCUGGUCUUGUGCGGACGCGAGGGUCCGUUAGCUCGUGUUUCAUUUUUUGCCGUUCAAAAUUUUUCGUUUGGGAAAAUUCCGCAUUGCAAAUUUUGCAACCUUUCAAAUUUUGAAUCACGGGCGAAAAUGCCCUCGCGUACCCGAGGGCCUGACUGUCCCUGGGCCGCGGGUCUUUUGGGAACGCGAGGGUCCUUUAGCUCGUGUUUCGUUUUUGGUAGCUCGAAGCGUUUUCGUUGGGCGAAAUUGAGCAUUACAAAGUUUGCAACCUUCCAAAUUUUAAAACACGAGCCAAAAUGCCCUCGCGUACCCGAAGGCCUGCCUGGCCCCGGGGCGAGGGGUUUGUGGGGACGCGAGGUUCCGAUCUAUCCUGAUUCGAUUUUGCUAAAUCAAAAAUUUGUCGCUUGGGCACGACGGACACACAGAUUGCAGUUCUAAACCCUACUUCCACAUAACUCACACUUUCCCUCCGCAUUUCCCACGGCCCGAGAAUUGUGCACGAGCCAGGCAACGUGAUCUGGCGCUUGAACCUCGCGCACGACAAACAGAAACUGCCCGGCUUCGUUAUAACCUGCUCAGCUGUUACAAUCUCAAAUCGAUUACCAUAGAAUCUGGAAAUCUGUGAUGCAAGAAGUGAACGAUCUACCCUACUCUCAUAGGAUUGCGCAUGACAAACUCCGGAGCCCCAAACCCCACUGCAAUGUGGCAAAAUUUGUAUUGCAGAAUGUGGAACGCUAUGCGAGACUGUCAUGCUCAUCAUGCAAGACAAAUGUCAGACUCUAUUGUAACGCUUGUGGUUGUGAUUGUACCACCUGAGCGGGUCAUAUUCGUUGACGCGGGGAAAUUAAUCCGGGAGAACAAGUUGACGAGCAAGUUUUUUGAUUCGCAUUUUGCAUCAGAAACGACGAGUUCUGAUGCUGAAGUUACCCCUGAAGAAGAUUCCCCGGACCAGAUUACUGGGGAACAAGAAAAGCGGGUGAUCAACCAAGAAUCCUUCAUCUCACCGACACAAUUGAACCGGAUGCAAAACCUAUGCUGAGAAAAAAGUAUUACAGUUACACACUCUGAUGGAAGACAAGCAAGACAGACAACCUCUGUCAUGCAGGAAAUGCUUGCCAGCCUCAUUUUAUUCGUGUUUUCCCUUAUUUAGUCUGCGCAUUUUUACAAGUUUUCUUCGCCAGGCAGAGCAGCUUUGUGAUUCUGAAAUUGCAUACAAAUGUGUGACUGUAGCACUUUUUUCCUGCGAUACUAGCACAUCCGACACGUCACCAAGUACCUCAUGCCGUCCUGCAGCUUGCAGCAAGCGGUCGCUUUAGCUGAGUAUUUGGUUGAGGUAGUGCUACAGGUUAACCUCACCGCCGUGUCGGAUUCUGGCGAUAACAUUUUCCAAAUUCCGGGGACGCCCGAGCCAGAGCAUAUGGAGCACACAACAUCGGGCGCCUUCGACCAGAACAGGGACGAUGCAAACCCCCCUCGCAGCAAGAUCGACAGAACCUACAAGCACGCCUGCCAGAGCGGAUCUUCACAGGGACUGCCAGAGGAAGUUUUAGAAUCUGAAUCCACCACCACUACCCAGCAUUGGACCCACACCCUUUUCAAGAAGUACCACAACGACAAAACGUUCGAGGAAAUCCACAGGAGAACGUACAGUGACUGGCUACGAGAAAAGGUGAAAAUCCCCUCCUGGACAGAACUGAUCAUAAACCGCUUAAACAAGGAACGAGGCGACUUUUGGACCGACAGCGCCGCGACGUUUUCAGAAGAGGAUAUCGAUUGGGCGGGGAAUGGUAGUGUUGAAGAGAGUAAGAACGAGGCGGGGGCACCGGGAGCUGCACCGAAUGCAGUUCCUGUGGCCGUCGACACAACUCCAAAACCGGAUCAUUUCCCUGACAUCAAGUUUGUGUUGCAUGAUGAAGACGCCGUCGAAAGAACUACAGACCCCAAGAACAAACCAACCAUUCUCUUCCGUCUAUCCGAGCAGCAAUUGACCGAUUUGAAACUUCGGUUAGAAGUUUUUCUCCACACAACCCUCACCGACAUCGACAUGCUCCUCCACACCUGGGCGCGGUGGCAGCGGAAGGGGUUCUUCGGCGCGUUGUUGGCUUUACCAGAAGCGAGGCGGUUGUUGAAGGGUCUUUCGAUUAUCCAGCGAAGCUUGAUGCAGGAGUUUUACUGUCGGAAGAAGGACGAAUAUGACGGUGCACAACCCCCCCUCUCCCUCAUUUGUAUAGCAUGAAUGCCGGUUAGUUUUGCAUGACAAACUUGCACUGGAGUGUAGUGCUAUUUGGGUCGCCAGAACUUGUCACGCAAACAGUGCCAAGAGGCAAAGGGCUGGCUGGGUAUUCUGCAUGACAAACGAGGCGGAGGGGGGGGGUUGUGCACUCUCAUAACGAAGACGGGAAAGCAGUCGGGUACCAGGGGGAGUGGAAUGUCGAGGCGAGCGUGAUCAAUCUCAUGUCGGGCGGGUUGGGAUUGGAUUUACGGGAGGAGCAGAAAAGGAUCAAGGAGAAAGUAAAGAACCAAGGUCAAGGCCGAAAUUCUAGAGUGGCAAUGAGUGGUGCCGAUGUCGUAGCUACUUCAUCAACUACCACCACUACUACCACCCAAGUGUUCAUCGAGGGGGGCAUCGUGUAUCGCAAGAAAAAACUGUUUCACUGUGAACUUGUGAUGCAGAGAACGAAGCGCCAAGGUGUUUGUCUUGCUACACCUGCAAGACAUUGGAUUUUGAAGCGUUUUUUCCCUUGGGAAGCGCGCAUGGCAAGUUUUCCGCGUCAUGUGUAGCAAACUUGUGAUGCAGAUAUUGCAAAAUCAUCACAGUGAAACAGUUUUUUCAUGCGAUAUCGUGAAAGGUAUGUUUAAAGACGGCAUCACGACCGUUUUCGCCGACGGCACAAGACAGAAAAUCACGGUGGAUAGGCAACUCCUAUGAAUUGCAAAAGCAAUGCACUCGUAUUACGUGCAGAUAUGCAUGACAAAUCUAAACUUUCUACGUUAUCCAGCAUGACAAACUGCAUUUUUUCUCUUGGAAAAAUUUGUAAAUGCAUUUUAUGCUAGAGCUAGUGUAGUGCGAUGCUUUUGCAAUGCAUAACUCCUGUCCGUCGACAAUUCGAAAAUCUUCGCGAGAAAGGUGUCCAAACGGUUCGCCUUCACUUCGGUGAUGUUUGAUAACAAGGAGGUGGAAACCUACAUCAACGCGCUGAGAACGCUCGCAAGGAGCGUCUACCGAGUGCACAAGGGGAAGUAUCGGUUCAUCAUUUUGUCAAAUGAGAAACUGAGCAAUGAGACGGAGGAAAAAUUGCUGUUUGGGACGCAUCUACGUGAUGGUCGAGGGGCCGCUCAGCAAGCGACGAAACCGCCUAGAGCAGGAGAUGAUGAGCCACCGCAACAACGACCCACAACCACAAGGAAUUCCCUCUCUAGAAGAUCCGGUGACUACAAUUUAGAAGUCCGUCGCGUCCUCGAGUCGGAGUUACCCGUGAAAGCACCAACAUUUGGAAAGUAGGCGUUGCAAAAGUAUCCGUAUCGUACUCGUCGUAGGUGCAGUACCUCUGCAUGACAGAUCUGGUCUGCAGUCUGCUUUUAGCAAUACAAAUGCGAUACUUUUGCAAUGCAUAAAAGAGAGCCCGAGCCGAAUUCUGACGGCAAGAUCGAAUGGUGGUACGAGAGAAAAACCACUCCAACAGCUAUCGUGAGCAAAAACGUGCCCGUCCCAGAGUUGUCAUGCAGAUUUGCAAUGACAGACAACUCCCCAAGAGAUCUGAGUCGAGCACCGCCCGAGAUCUUACUCGGUGAAUAUCUGAAACAGCUAAAAGAUAACUCUUUUUGAAUUUUUGCAGCGCGCGCAAGCUUGCGCUGCCGGGGCGCUUCGCCCUCCCCACGCCCGCGAAAAGUUUUGGAUUUUACCCCGCCCCUUCGGCUUUUUCUUCCAUUGCGUGCAGUGUAGCCUCUGCAGGCGAUUCGUUUUCCCCGCCGCCGGCUCGCGUGCUGGUGUGGGCGCCCUUGGGGUGUUUUCCUUUUUUUUUGUUGCUCGCGUGGCGCGGGUUUCCAUGUCUGAGCUAAGGCGAGCGGCUCCGCGGUGCUUUGUGUUUAAUUUUGCCGGGGCUUUUUGUGCCUUUUUGCUAUUUUAUGGCAGGAGGAACAUGAACAACAGCCCGCCCCUGCAGUUGGCGCCCUUUUGCUCUUUUUCGUGUCGAAAUUUUUGCCGCUGCUCUGUUUUUUCAUUUCUCGUUAGUAAAUAUUGCCCCGCUAAUACAUAGUCUAGCCCGCGGCGCUUGUGCCUGUCCGUGCCUUUUGGUAGCGUGCCUGCCAGCGCAAACGGUCGCGGGCCGUUUUCCGUGUUGCGGCGGCUUUUGCCGUUUUUUUACUAGGUCGAGCAUGUUUGCCGCACUUUUGCACUGGCCCGCGCCGGUCUGUGCACUUCCCGGUCCCCUCCGCGUAUUUUUGUGGGCCAAACCACGCUGCGCCGGUUGUCUGUGUUUUUCGCACUUUGCUUCCAGAGCUAGCGGCGCGACUGUUUCGCGUAAGCGCCCUGCAUUAGUACCGAGCUACGCUCUUCGUCUUCGCUGGUUUUCCAUGUAAUGCAAUCCCGGAGGCCGGUGCGGCUUGUCAGCCAGCGGCCUGUUUCUUGGUGUGGGCAUUUUUCUGAUGCUUCUCGCCUCGCGCGCUGACCGCAUGGCGUUUAUCUUCAUGCCCGGGCGCAGGGGAGUGACGCGGCAGUGCUUUUCGCUUCUUUUCUGCAUUUGUGUGGUUUUGUCUUUGUUAUCCUUUUUGCGCUGCAGCGCCAGACUCGACUUAUCAAGGAAGCACGAGAGGCGCCGCAGUUGCUAAGGUUCUGCGCUAAGAGUGGCGACGUUGUCAAUAUUCUGCCUUCGUCGUCCUUUUUUGGUGUCUUUUCGCUGUUUUUUUGCCGUACUUCGCUCAUUUUGUUGCGUGGUUGUGCCUUUUCGGCGCAUUUUCAUUGUUUGGGCCAGAAAACGAACAAACUGCCUGGGGAUGGUUAUUCUCGCCGCCUUUUUGUUGUAUUUCAUUGGCUCACCCUGUCGCGCUUUUGCGCCUUUUAAGCUGAAGGAAGUUUCUUUGGCGCAUUUCGGUCCUCAGAGCGGCCAAACUGUCUGGAAGUGGCCUGGCGGGUGCGAUACAUAGCGCCACCGCUCUGCGGACUUGCUUCUGCAAAAUCAUUGGCGCGCGCGUUGUUGCGCUUUUGUGUCUUUUUGGAGAAUUUGCAAAGUGUUGCACUUUUUCGCCUACUUCGAUGGCUUUGCGACGUUUUUGCCUUGGCUUGCGUCUUUAUUUGGUGCAUUUGCACACUUUUCGGGCGGACUAAGUGAAGCCCAUGGCCCACAUGUGUCGCAUUUGCGGCUUUUUGACUUAACAAGGCCAGCUCUGCGCUGUUUUUCCUCGCAUUUGGGUCCUUUUGCUGUGUUUUUGUGCUUUCCCGCGAUCGUUUUGCUGUGUUUUUGAACCUUUUUUGCUGAUUUUUGCGGAGUUUGAGCAUUUCCGACGCAUGUCGGGCCUAAAAAAGUCCGCGCCGUCUGCUUUUGGCUUUGCCCGUGAGUCAUUGCCAGCAAACGCGCUGCAGCGCUUUGCAAAAACAUCGGCGCCCGCUUUGUUCUGUUCUUGGCUGGUCGUGGUUAGUGUGCAAAUGGUCGCACUUUCUUGCUUAUUUUGAUGAUUUUCCGACGUUUUUGCCUUAGUUUGCUUUUUUGGGUGCAUGUGUGCACUUUCCAGGCCUAACUAGGUGAAGCCCACGGCCCGAAUGUUGCGCGUUUCUGCCUUUUUGGCUUAACAAGAGCAAUUUUGCUGCAAAAUAAGCCUAAUUCCCACCAAAGAGACGCGCUCUUUCUUGACAAAGAGCGCGAUCUCCUUGCCAUCGGCACGCGGGUCGCUGUGGUUUUGGCCGUUUUUCGCUGGUGUGCAAAGUGUUGCGCUUCUGUGUUUAUUUCGAUGAACUUGCGUCCUUUUCGUCUAAGUUCUCGCUUUUUUGCGCAUCUGCGCAAUUUUUAGGGUUAACUAUGUGGCCCCGCCGUGCGCUUUUCCGGCGUUUUUAUUGUUUUUGACUUAACAAGACCAGUUUUGCACUAAAAUGACCUGAAUUAGCACGAACGCUGUGCAUUUUGACCUUAAGAAAAUUGGAAUUUUUUUUUCUGAUGUGAUGCAUGUUUGCAAUACAAGUUAAAGAAUUUGUACUGCGCAUCUACAUGAGCAGGGACAUUUCCAACCGUGUUUUGGCAACAUUUGUAAUGCCGUAAACAGGAUAAGGAGAAGGGUUUGUGAUGCGACUGUCCUUGCUAAGAACCUGCAUUACUACUACACUAUAAAGACGACCUUGUUAUGCAUGGCUCCCAAAACUGGUGGAUUUGUGUUGCAGAGUUCGCAACGUGAGUACUAUGGGGUGCGGACGUUUUUCCUCAGGAUAACAGCGGUUGGUUUCUAUCGCUGGAAGUUGACCGAGUUCGAGAAAGUGAUCUUCCUGGACGCAGACAUGCUUCUCACCCGGCCGAUUGACGAACUUUUUCAAAUCAACGCGCCCUUGGCAAUUGGCGUCACUCCGUUUGCCACUUUCCGGUUGUUCGCCGACAUGAACCGGUUUCCGUAUUUGAACAUUGGGGUGAUGGUUUUGACUCCCAACGUAUGAACUGCAAAAGCGUCGUACUAGAAUAAAUUGCAUCACAAAUUGGCUCAGCAUUACAAAUGUAAUUCGUAAUGCGGAUUUCCCUUGAUUGCUAGAUUUGUAAUGCAUGGGUGGCUGCGAUUAGUACGAGUACGAUACUUUUGCAGUGCAUACAUCGAGAAGUUUUUCAACCAGCUGAUGUACGCUUUAUCUGAUUUCGGCAAGCAUUCCCCGAUAAUCCGAGAUGAUCGGCUAUCCCAUCUCUUCGAAAAGGGGUUGCAGCAGCCGUGGCUGGACAACUUCCUAGUCCGGAACCAAGUUCGACUCGGUUAUGUCCGCUUCGAGCCCCUCGGGACGGAGGGCGAUGAGGGGGCACGGAGGAGACGGAAGCACUUCUACCACAGCAUGACAGAGUAUGCAGUGCAAAUAUGUCUGGGUCUGAAAGGUUGCAACUUGUGAUGCAGAUCAUGGAAUAGGAAAAAAUUUGUGAUGCAUGAGCGCCAAAAGCUGCCCAUUUCUAUUUCUUACUAGGCAAAUAGAGAUUUUGUCAUGCGGGAUAGGCAUCAAGAGGCCUGCGAAAAACCUGUAAUGCUUUUGCGUGCAUGAGAGACCAGCUGCGUGAUCUUUAAGAUGCAUGACAAACUACUCCUGCACUCAUCUUCCAGAACCAGACACAUUUGCAGUCCAUACAGAAUUGGACUCUACCAGGGAACAGGAUGAAAGCGGAGUGCUGUACGAGCAAGAAUUGCCAGACGGGUUCGUUGCAGAUAGACAGUUGGAGCAGGUGCAGGAGCAAACUCCUGUUUCUAGUAAUGCGGUACAGCAAGAAGUACACCUACCUCCAAAAGGGGACGAAGAUGGUACUACGAGCACCGUAGCAGAAGAAGCUGAUGCUCCAGAAGUGGACGACUCCUCGGACAGUAACCAGAUACCUCUCACUUUCGUCGGCUGCGACGAGCACUUCGCAACGAGAUGGGAGCACGGGGAGUUACUUGGCCGGGGUGCUUUACUGAAGCCGGACACGGUGAUUCUCUCUUUAAAAUCCAACGCGAGCCUCGCCCUCGACGAGAAGAAUCGGCAACAGGCGCAAGCAACACAACAGCCGGUGAACCCAGCGUAUGUCCCUCCCACGGAUGCGAACUCGAUUCAACGGGUCUAUUUCACGACCAAUGGGAAGUCGAUAGAAAACGUCAGGUACGACCUAGACAGGUUGGGAUACAAGGACCAUCUGCUUCUCCCUUACCACUGCGUUUUACCCAUGGAGUACAAUUUUUUCGUCGAAUACAAGACCGGCACGCAGUUGCUAGAUAUGACCUGGAAUGAGUACUAUGGGCCCAUGGAUACAAGCGAAUCGGACAAAGACGAACUGAACACGGAAUUCAAAUACCAGUACCAUUUUAUGCAUUGCAAAAAUAUCAUCCUAAGUAGUAUGAAUUGCAUUACAAAUUUGCUUUAGAAGAAAAACGAAAUCUGUCAUGCGGGAUAGUGUAGAAACGUAGAUUUGUCAUGCGUAACUGCAAUUUUAUACGAUGGCGAUAUUUUUACUUUUGCAAUGCAUACAUUUGAAAAACGAAUUUGCGCCGUUCACGCGGUUUAACGUCACCCGGGAUCUGGUCGCUUUCACGCAGAUGUCUCUCCCGCCGAAAGUGUUACAUUGGGCGGGGGAGAAUAGGAAACCGUGGGAAAGGCCGCACGUGUUGGUCAGGAGUUUAUGACAUGCAGGACAAGUUGCUGAGACAGGCUGGAGUUUGUAAACUAUGCAUCGAGUGCAGUUCUUCCACGAUUGAAACUUAUGUAAGAUCUUCUAGCAGAGGUGGAGGACUUCGACUUUCUAUAUUCUUUGCAUUUUGCCUUCUUCAACGUGAAGGGUAGUAGGUCAACUCGUCUCCAAAAGUGCUCAAGCAUGAUCUUGUGCACCACCAACUGAAUACUUGGCAGAGCGGUGAGAGCAUCACAAACUUCAACCUGAAAAGAACUACUCAACAACGAUUUCCAUUCAUAACGCUUGAUGGACCAAUUGUGGUGGGACGAAUUUGAGGCCAUGGUGGAAGAGAGCAAGUGAAUAAAGAACUUCUACAGGGGAUUUGUAAUGCAUAAGUUAAAACAUAGAUUUGCUUUGUAAUGCAAGAAAGGGAUGAUGAAUUUGUUCAAUGAUGUACCUUUACCACUUUACGUGAUAAAUUCUGCGAUCACGACGGCGAGCUUCUGUAGUACCGCCAUAGGUCGUGGUCGUGCAUGUGUAAUAUUCAAGUUUUCUAAAAAUAGGUUGACAGCUGCACCAGUUCUUCCUCUUGAAAACUGAGACAGCUUUUGCAGAGACACUUCUAUUCGAAAGUCUUCUUGUCACCGCAGCUUGCUGGAAGCUGUGUCGUACCUUGAUGCAGCUUGUCGCUUCGAGGGAGGGCUGCAGCAGCAGGCUUGCGAAAAAGCAAUCAAAACAAGAGAUAGAGUUGUAGAACGCAGGACGAAAUGUCAGAAAUAUGUGAAUCGGAGACUCUGGCUUACUAU